UAUAUAUAAAUAUAUAUAUAUAUAUAUAUAUAUUUUUUUUUUUUCUACAAAGUUGGUCCGGAUUUUCGCUUUUGGAUGAUUUAAGGACCUUCCUUUCCUUUGCGCUUUCACGCCAACGCGGGCGCACCGCGCAACGCACGGGGAUUUCGGAUACAGCUCAGUCUCCGCCUCGCCAUGGGAUGCUCGUUAAGCGUGGAGGAGCGCGAGGCUCUAGAAAAGAGCAAAGCCAUCGAGAAGAACCUGAAGGAGGACGGAAUCUAUGAGGCGAAAGUAGUGAAGCUGCUGCUGCUUGGUGGAGGAGAGUCUGGGAAGAGCACUAUUGUCAAACAGAUGAAGAUUAUCCACGAAGAUGGUUUCAGUGGCGACGACUUAAAGCAGUUUAAACCCAUCGUCUACAGCAACACCAUUCAGAGUCUCUUCUCCAUUUUAAAAGCUAUGGAGAACCUCAGCAUUGAGUAUGAAGACAAGGACAGGACAUCUGAUGGAAAGUUGGUCUGUGACAUAAUCACCCGUAUGGAGGACACGGAGCCGUACACGCCUGAGGUUCUGUUGGCUAUGAAGCGUUUGUGGAAAGAUGGAGGAGUUCAGGCCUGCUUCAACCGAUCACGAGAAUAUCAGCUCAAUGACUCGGCUCAAUAUUACCUGGACAGUUUGGACCGAAUCGGAGCAACUGAUUAUAUGCCCACUGAGCAGGACAUUUUGAGGUCGCGGGUUAAAACCACCGGUAUUGUGGAGACUCACUUCAGCUUCAAGAACCUGCACUUCAGGCUGUUCGAUGUAGGAGGUCAGAGAUCGGAGAGAAAAAAAUGGAUUCACUGCUUUGAAGGUGUGACGGCUAUAAUCUUCUGUGUGGCGAUGAGCGGCUAUGACCAAAUGUUACAUGAAGAUGAGACAACAAAUCGUAUGCACGAGUCGCUCAUGCUGUUUGACUCCAUCUGUAAUAAUAAGUUUUUUGUCGACACGUCCAUCAUCCUCUUCCUCAACAAGAAGGAUCUUUUUUCAGAGAAGAUUAAGAAAUCUCCGCUGACCAUGUGCUUCCCAGAGUAUACAGGUCCGAACACGUACGAAGACGCGUCUGCGUACAUUCAGGUUCAAUUUGAGAGUAAAAAUCGUUCACCUAAUAAAGAGAUUUACUGCCACCAGACGUGUGCGACUGACACGGGAAACAUUCAGGUGGUGUUCGAUGCCGUCACCGACAUCAUCAUCGCCAACAACCUGCGUGGCUGUGGCCUGUACUGAGCUGCAGCGAGCUCGACGUCACCUAAAUCAUCGUUUCUCGUCAUGGUAACGAGCAACCGAACUGAAACUCCGCCCCACACGACCGACAUUCUCAUCCUGCUUUUGUAGUUUGUCUGGUUUUCUUUAUAAUCCUGAGUUAAAGCAGUGUGUGUGUGUGUGUGUGUGUUUGUUUGUUUAGGAUAAUUAGCAUACAGUUAACUUUGGAAAGAUCCUAUGUUCCAAAAACAAAUCCAAAUUCUCAGGAUGGUAAAGAGACCAGUGUCUGCUGUAUCCUUUUUGUUUAUUAAUUAGUGAAUUUCUCGAAAACGUUCAAUUCUAAUGAGAUAUUCAUCAUUUGUUUUAUUUUUAAUGUUAUUUCCAAAACAACGCGUCUCUCAGGCCAAAGCCGUUUGGGUGAAGCUGCAGACUCUCCUGUGAUGUCCACAGAAUCGUAGCUCAGAUAAAUCUGCUGGAUCUGAUACUUUACCUCAAGGUUCUCUUUAACUGACAUCAUUUAACACACUCAUUAACAUAAACACAAACUCAACCUGAACUUCAGCGUUAAUGCACCGUCAGGGACAGGCUAAUUAACACUCGUUAAACGUUCGGUGAUUUUUAAACAUAAUAAGCCAAUUAACCACAAACAGCUGCGUUCGCUAACAUUUACGUCAUCGUCGUUAUCCUCGAUCUAAUAUUUACACCUGCAGAUCAGUGUUCAGGAAGUUCUCUACAUUUAUAUUAUUCACAGUAACAUUAUUUAAUGCGGUCGUUCAUUUCAUUAACAUUUCAACAAUCCGGAAAAAGUCUCCUUCCAUUAAUGUAAUAUCGAUAAACGUCUCUUAAAGACGUCGAUGUAAAAUUUACAAACGCCGAUCACGUGGAAAAACGACCGCAUACAGGGAAUUAAUCAACACCUUCUGACCAAUCACAGUCCAGGGAUUCGGCAGCGCCGCGCCGUGGGAGAAUUGACGUUCGUCGAUGUUUAUGUGGAACCUAAUUCUUGUUAAGAGAAGCUUCAUGUAAAAUGUUACAUUUGCUUUGUAAAUUAUUCUAUUUAUUGAGUUGUGUAUAGAACAUGAACAUGAAUAUUGUGUGUACAGAUUUUUUUUUUAAUCUCCUGCAGGGUACGUGUUAGGUUUAUAAACAGAGCCGAGCGGUUCAGCACUCUGACGGUUAUAUAUCACCAUUUAGAGGAAGACAAAUGUAGAAGAUAGAAAAGAAAAGCACAAUCUGAAUUAUACUAAUAUUAAUAAAUAAACAAACUACUGAACUCUUCAUCUGUGUGUGUGUGUGUGUGUGUGAGAGAGAGAGAGAGAGAGAGAGAAAGAAAGAGAGCGAUUAAACCUUUCUCAUGUUU
Molecule: messenger RNA, 2575 nt
Organism: Tachysurus vachellii
Lineage: Eukaryota; Metazoa; Chordata; Actinopteri; Siluriformes; Bagridae
Gene: gnao1b
Product: guanine nucleotide binding protein (G protein), alpha activating activity polypeptide O, b
Exons: 8
Coding region: 175-1239 (354 amino acids)
Biological process (GO): G protein-coupled dopamine receptor signaling pathway; adenylate cyclase-modulating G protein-coupled receptor signaling pathway
Cellular component (GO): heterotrimeric G-protein complex
Molecular function (GO): G-protein beta/gamma-subunit complex binding; GTPase activity; mu-type opioid receptor binding
Source: RefSeq, a predicted model, not a curated record